GACGACCACCAAACUUUUGAAAAUAGUGGAAUCUCUCUCUCUCUCUAUUAUUAUACACAGAAUCUGAAUCCUCUUCUCCUCCAUCAGAAAUUUUGAACUCUCUCUCUCCGUUAUCCCUUGAGCUUCAAUCCUCUCGCAUUUACGUAUACGUUAUGCACCAAUAAGAAGAUCAUCAUCGUAGAUCGUGAUUGAAGCGCGAGAGAGAUAAGAAAAAGUUAAGAGAGGCGUGAAGAUGAGCGAGGGGCAGAAGUUCCAGCUGGGAACAAUAGGCGCUUUGAGUUUAUCCGUUGUAUCGUCUGUGUCCAUCGUGAUCUGUAACAAGGCGCUUAUUAGCACCCUUGGCUUCACCUUCGCGACUACUUUGACUAGUUGGCAUCUAUUGGUCACGUUUUGUUCCCUUCAUGUGGCACUAUGGAUGAAGAUGUUUGAACACAAGCCUUUUGAUCCACGAGCUGUGAUGGGAUUUGGGAUAUUGAAUGGGAUUUCCAUAGGACUCUUGAACCUCAGCUUAGGCUUUAAUUCCGUUGGGUUUUACCAGAUGACAAAACUAGCAAUCAUCCCCUGUACUGUUCUCUUGGAGACCCUCUUCUUCAGGAAAAAGUUCAGUCGAAAAAUUCAGUUUUCGUUAACCAUCCUUCUCCUUGGUGUUGGGAUUGCAACCGUCACAGAUCUUCAGCUUAAUAUGCUCGGUUCUGUUUUGUCUCUGCUGGCUGUUAUCACAACUUGUGUUGCUCAAAUUAUGACAAAUACCAUCCAGAAGAAGUUUAAAGUUUCAUCCACUCAACUUCUUUAUCAGUCUUGCCCUUAUCAAGCAAUUACACUUUUCGUCACUGGCCCUUUCCUAGAUGGUCUCCUAACCAACCAGAAUGUGUUUGCUUUCAAGUACACUUCUCAAGUUGUGUUCUUCAUCGUCCUGUCCUGCCUAAUAUCAGUCUCUGUAAACUUCAGCACUUUUCUGGUCAUUGGGAAAACGUCCCCGGUCACAUAUCAGGUUCUGGGACAUCUAAAAACAUGCCUGGUUCUAGCAUUUGGCUACGUGUUGCUGAAGGACCCAUUCAACUGGCGCAACAUUCUUGGUAUUAUGGUGGCUGUGCUUGGAAUGGUUGUUUAUUCCUAUUUCUGCUCGGUUGAGACUCAGCAGAAGGCAAGUGAAACAUCAACCCAGUUGCCUCAGAUGAAAGAGAGCGAGAAGGAUCCGUUAAUAGCAGUUGAAAAUGGAAGCGGAGUGUUAUCAGAUGGUGGUGUGCAAAAGGCGGCGGCUCCUGUAUGGAACUCAAAUAAAGAUUUUCAAGCCUAAAGCUAAACAUUUGCCAUCUCUUUUGUAACAGAUGUGUCAGAAGGAAACAAAAGCUUUUAAAAAUUCCUUUUGUUUGUUGGUUCUGUUUUAAAAAUAGAUGGCAAAGCAGAGAAGUAGGGGUGACUGGAAAAAUCAACAGCUUUCCACAACAGUAAUGGAAAAUGGAAGAAAGUAGAGAGUGAGGGGAACACAGCUUUGAUGAUCCAAUUUACUACACAGAUCAGUAUUUUCAGUUUUGGAUUUAGUGUAUUACACACUGAACACAUGUAUUUGAUUUUCAGAUUCCUUUAUAUGUAUAUAUGUCGCUCAGUUCUUGUUUUCUUAUUCUGUUCCAUGUUGACUAAAAUAUCACACUGGAAUAAAGUUCCACGAUUGUUU
Molecule: messenger RNA, 1675 nt
Organism: Eruca vesicaria subsp. sativa (arugula)
Lineage: Eukaryota; Viridiplantae; Streptophyta; Magnoliopsida; Brassicales; Brassicaceae
Source: the annotation of a GenBank genome assembly